Messenger RNA from Culicoides brevitarsis, 3096 nucleotides. Its product is annotated as Krueppel homolog 1-like. The transcript has 3 exons. Bases 431 to 2224 code for a protein of 597 amino acids. NCBI's taxonomy places the organism in Eukaryota, Metazoa, Arthropoda, Insecta, Diptera, Ceratopogonidae. Gene Ontology annotation, biological process: regulation of transcription by RNA polymerase II. The record is from RefSeq and is a predicted model, not a curated record. Gene Ontology annotation, molecular function: DNA-binding transcription factor activity, RNA polymerase II-specific; RNA polymerase II cis-regulatory region sequence-specific DNA binding.
GAGCAGGUCAGAAGCAAAACAGAUUUCGGCGAGUAAAGAUUAAAAGAGAGACACAACCAAAUAAAAACAUUAAGCCAUAUAUUUGUACAUGUACCUAAAUAUUUACAACAUACUUGAGUAAACAAUGAACAACAAAAAAUAAUAAAAUGGCAAAAUUACCAAAAAACUGUUAAAAAAUCAAUUAAAAACGUUGAUAACACAAAAAUAAAAAGUAAAAAGUGAUGAAAUAAUGAAAAAAAUAAGUGGCCUAGGUCAAUAAACGUGUAAAAAAUUCAGCUUACACAUAAAUACCUCAACAAAAAAAAAUUAAAAAAAUGAAGUUAAAUAUUUGAAUGACAUCAAAAAAAAAAUAUUGAGUACAUAAAAAAGUGACAAGGUUUUAUCUAAACAGCGAUCAAUUAACAACAACAGCAAAAAAGAAAAACGCAAAAUGGUUUACUACACGCAAUUGCCGUUAAUUACGCACAACGCAGUGUUGCAUGGCGGCAGUCCAAAUAGUCGUUGCGGACCAUCGUCGAGCCCCCCAUCGAACAGUAGCUCGCCACGCCUCGAGCUCUCGUCAAUCAUGAACCUAAGCAAUAAUCAAAUUACACUGCAAACGCUCGAUUCGCCAUCCGCCGCCAUGCAACUUCAUGCCCAAAACUACAGCAAUGACCAAAUGAAUCACAAAUUAGUGGAUCUGACAUACGCCAAUUUGCAUCAGCAACAACAACAACAGCAAUCACAGCAACAGCAACAACCUCCAAUGAUGGCAAUGAAAAAUGCCGCAAAAUUCAAGUGCGAUCAGUGCAACAUGUCGUUCGGAAGCAAAAGUGCCCAUACUAGUCAUAUGAAAAGUCAUGCGAAGGCAUCGAUGAACGGAGGAGGCAUUGACAUGACAAAAACAGUGAAUCCCGCAAAUGGCGCCGACCAAUAUCAGUGCGAUCAGUGCCAGAAAACGUUUGCUGUGCCCGCAAGACUGAUUCGUCAUUAUCGAACUCACACAGGCGAACGCCCCUUCGAAUGUGAAUUUUGCCACAAAAUGUUCAGUGUGAAGGAAAAUCUCCAAGUUCAUCGUCGCAUUCACACGAAAGAACGCCCCUACAAAUGCAGCGUCGAGAGCUGCGGUCGAGCCUUUGAGCAUAGCGGCAAACUCCAUCGUCAUAUGCGCAUCCAUACCGGCGAACGCCCUCACAAAUGCAACAUUUGCGGCAAAACUUUCAUCCAAUCCGGACAACUUGUCAUCCACAAUCGUACUCAUACCGGCGAAAAGCCUUACAAAUGUCCCGCCGAGGGCUGCGGCAAAGGUUUCACGUGCUCGAAGCAGCUCAAAGUGCAUUCACGAACUCACACGGGCGAAAAACCGUAUCGUUGUGACAUUUGCGAUCGCGAUUUCGGCUACAAUCACGUCUUGAAAUUGCAUCGCGUGCAACAUUACGGCUCCAAAUGCUACAAAUGCACGAUUUGCGACGAAACAUUUAAGAAUAAGAAGGAAAUGGAAGCGCAUAUUAAGGGACAUGCGAACGAUAUGCCCGAUGCGGAUGACGACGAGGGUGCCAUGAUGCUUGAGACUGAAAAACCAUUGAAGAAACAAGUUUCUUCGCCUCCGCCAACGCGUCAAUUGCCAUCUCCGCCGCGUCACGAACCUAAAUUACUUGCCAAAGAAGAGAUGAUCCAUCAUCCCGUACCCUCUGCUGUCGAAUCCGAGCAAUUUUACCAUCAUCGGUACAUGCAACAACGUUUGGCUGACGUCGAAUCCUCGUCUCAGCAACAAUUUUCCGCAAUGCAUCCCAUCUCAAUGAUGCUUGCUGCUGCCAAGGAACGCGAAAACGAGUUCCGCCCGCCCAGUAAUGCGCCAUCUCUCUCGCCUCCGGUCAGUUUAAGCCCAAAUAGCAACCAGAUGACGGCUUGCAGUGACUUGACAACGACCUAUGAGGCACUUUCUAAACUCAGGAAUUCAAAUUAUUACGCGCCCGCAGCUGUGCCUGAAUACAAACCGCUGCUCGGAUCGUCGGAUGAAGUUGUGAAGCGACUUGAGGCGGCUUUGGCGACCACUGAACCCGAAACUCCGCCGCGUUCGUCGUCGGAAGAGUCGCCGGAACGCUCAUCGUCGCCCGAAAUGGCAGAUCGCGACAACAACACACUACCUCCGCGCAAACGACGACUCUACUUCAACACGGACAACGACUCAGAUGGCGCCAAUUUGCGCAUGAGCUCCGUCAUACAGUUUGCCAAAGCAACUUAGAGCAAAUAUUUUGGACGAAAAAGUAUUCGAAACACACAAAAGUAAUCCCUCAACAACAAAUUUUACAAAAAGACUUGAAUAUUAGCACGAUAGUGAAUCAGUAUAAUAUUAAAUUAACCCAAUAUUUUAGCGAUCUAGCAUAGUGAACGUACUUUAAUCUCCGUUUUAGUUCAUUAAUGAUUUUUUAUUUUAGUUGUAAAUCGAGAGUUAAAGUUGUGUAAACUUAAACCGAAUCAAGACUGUCUCAGGAAUAAUUAAGAGUAAACUAACAUAGAUGUAGUAGAUGUUAUUUCGGUCAAUUUCUUCCCGCGCCAUCGAUCGGAAGACACGUGUAAAGUACAGAACAAAGGGCCCGAAAUGCUACUUACUUAAAAAAAAAAUAAUCAGAGGAAGAUAUUUUUUAAUACAAUUUUUGGAUAAAUCUUAGAUAGUAAACAAUGUACAAGAAGACUGCGUCAAAAACGAUUUUUUACCGUCAAUCAGUAAAAAUAAUAAUUAAAAUAAUUAAUAAUCAUCGCAUCACGUCAUCGUUGCUCGCAUUCGCAAAAAUUCAUCGCCAAAAUUUAUGUCGCUUUGCUGUAAAAAAAAAAUAAAUUUUUUUAAUUUUUUUCUAAAACGCAAAAAAAAAUCACGCUUCUUUAAAAAAAAAAAAUAAUUGAAAAAAAAAAUUUAAAAAAAAAUGAAGAAUUUCCUUAGUUGCUGUCGAACAGCGUAAUUUAUGAUUUUUUUGUUAAUUUAAUUUUCUCUCAUCUUGUUGUUGUUCAAAUAUUAUUGUAAAAGAUGAGUUUUGUUGUUUUUUUCUCUGUCUUUAACUUCUAUACUAUUUACCUCUACACACCUACCUAAGUACUGAUAAUCAUAUUUAGUCACAC